Gambusia affinis (western mosquitofish) is the source of this 929-nucleotide messenger RNA. RefSeq lists its product as uncharacterized. The record is from RefSeq and is a predicted model, not a curated record. The coding region runs from base 247 to 849 and encodes 200 amino acids. Gene Ontology annotation, biological process: regulation of apoptotic process. The transcript has 3 exons. Lineage: Eukaryota; Metazoa; Chordata; Actinopteri; Cyprinodontiformes; Poeciliidae.
AUGAAUGUCUUAAUCUGCCAACAACAGAAGAGACAAUGCACAACAUAUUUAGGAUGUGUGAGGAGCGUAGAGCAGUGUGCAUGGCAGUGCUUAAGAGGCUGUUAAUCUUCUUAGAGCUGCUAAGUACCCAGCUAAAAAUUAGCUAGUGUCCAGAUUGUUCCUUCCUGCCCCAGAUAAACGACUCAGACGACAACAAAGAGUUAGCUCAAAGAAAUAUGUGGCAGAGUGUUCACGCUGGCAGGAAAUAUGCGCUUCCUCUCCUUUGGGAGCUGUGCUGACAGAGCGGUGGGAGAAGUUUUGGUGGGCCUCCACGACUUGAAGAUGUUUGGCAGCGGCUCCAAGAAGUGGUUUGUGAAGAAGCAGAAGAAGCAGCAGCAGCGAAAAUUUGGCAAGCGGCCAUGCACCAGGAAGAGGAAGAGAUGGGCGGCGAAGAUCCUCAAAGAGCACAGAGAGCAGAUCCUCAGUGAGCUGGAUGUCAACGCCGUGCUGCCCUACCUGGUGUACGACAAGGUCUUCUCACUGGUGGAGUACAAGGAGAUCCUGGGACAGGAGUCCAGCAGGGGACGGGCGGAGGUGUUCCUAAACCACCUGUCCUCUAAAGGGCCCGCUGCUUUCUCCUCGUUCUGCUCCGUUUUGGAGGAGGUGUGUCCCCGCCUGCUGACCUGCUUCCUGUUGGAUGGAGAAGAUGGAGUCCCAGGACAGAGCAAGAAAGUGGGGUUCUCUGUACCCCCAAACAGUCCGGCAGAGCAGCCUCUCUGUCCACCCCCAAUGUACACGAAUCCUAUGUUCAACACAAGCAGGAUGCUUCUGCUGAAACCUGUGAUUCAGGCGGUUUUGCUAGGAUCGUAGGCCUUCCUUGCGUUUAAGCAGCUGCCUCCAAACAUGAAGAAAAUGAGAUGCUGGCAGGUUGAAGAGAAGGUGGAGGAGGA